AGAGAGAGAGAGAGAGAGAGAGAGAGGGGACGACAGGGAGAGAGAUAGUGGGAGAGAGAGAGCGAUGCAGUUAAUCUCCUCGGUCACUCAUUGUUCAACAGUUAAUAGUUUUCAGUGAAUGUAAAUAGUUGCUCAGUGGUUUGCGGGGAUUGAGAGCAUCGCAACGCGAUCUGUAAGAACAAGUGGCCGACGUGUUUUUUUCGCUCGGGGCUUCCACGUCCUUCUUUUUCUCUUCUAUCUUCUUUACAUCCGUCCCUUCUCCUUUUCCCCGAUUUUUGUUCCCGAGCUGCACAAGUUCCCCGUCCUGCGGACCGCCGGCCAGCGGAGAGCGGAGAGCGGAGAACGGAGAGCGGAGGUCCCGUCAGGACCGCAGAGCUGUCCGGUGCUGAACUUGCAAUUCUCUGCUCAUCGCACAGGGACUGACCAGGAAACAAGGACGGAUUUCCAUUCUACUUUAACCUGAGACGAUUCGGACGGAUUAAUUCCAGUUUGCGCUUAUUUUUGUUUGACCUUUUCAAUCGAAGUUGUUCUUCCUCCUCAAAGAAGACCACCCUGUUUAGUUUGCUUCUUUGGCGUCAGACAGAUUGUCGCGCUGGCCAGGCGGGACCCCUCAGCGGUGUGUGUGAGCGCGUGUCGGGGUCUGAGAGUGUGUGUCGUUGGACAAUUCCACCUGCAGCACCAUGCCGAGGUCCUUCCUCGUGAAGAAGGUGAAAUUGGAUGAUUUCUCCAACGGAGCGGAUCUGGAGCACGCCUAUCGGGCCAGGGCAGACCUGAGUCUCCGGCUGCACGACAAAGCAGGGUACAUCAGCGACUACAUCAGCCCCAGUGUGUACGACGUCGAGAGCGAUGGCGGCAUCAAGGUGCCCUCCCCGGACCCCCUCUACGAUGGUAUCCAUAGCGACUAUGGCGCGCCCGACUCUGAGUCCCCCGACAGCCCCGGCUCGGAGAUCGCCGACGGCUACAUCAACGGGGACGCGGCGGUCAGCGAGGGCUACACGGUGGACGCCUUCUUCAUCACCGACGGACGCUCCCGGCGGAAGGCCCUCAGCAACCCGCGCGCCAUCCAGAGGCACACCUGCAACGAGUGCGGCAAGACCUACGCCACCUCCUCCAACCUGAGCCGCCACAAGCAGACGCACCGCUCGCUGGACAGCAAGAUGGCCAAGAAGUGCCCAACCUGUGGGAAGGUGUACGUGUCCAUGCCCGCCAUGGCCAUGCACCUGCUGACCCACGACCUCAAGCACAAGUGUGACGUGUGCAGCAAGGCUUUCAGCCGGCCGUGGCUGCUGCAGGGCCACAUGCGCUCGCACACGGGCGAGAAGCCCUUCGGCUGUGCCCACUGCGGCAAGGCCUUCGCCGACCGCUCCAACCUGCGGGCACACAUGCAGACGCACUCCGCCUUCAAGCACUUCAAGUGCAAACGUUGCGACAAGACAUUUGCACUCAAAAGUUACCUGAACAAGCACUACGAGUCUGCCUGCUUCAAAGGCCCCUUCUCCCCCCUCAGCCCUCUUGAUGCAUGACCCCCACCCCGAUAGAUUAAUACUCAUCAACAGAAGAAACUACAGACUUAUAUUGCCAUUCAUCUUACAGACUAGACCACAGACAUGAACAAACUAUUUUUGGUCAAACUAUGACCUUAUUCCCUCCACCUAUCCUCUCUCUCUCCCUCUCCCUCUCUCUCUCUCUCUCUCUCUCUCUCUCUCUCUCUCUCUCUCUCUCUCUCUCUCUCUCUCUCUCUCUCUCUCUCUCUCUCUCUCUCUCUCUCGCAACGAUGAAUAUAGCACAAAUUUCCUCCUUGAGAUUUCCCCUCUUAAGGAUUUAACUGAUCUACGCAUGCACUUCCUCAAAAAAGAAAAGACAUCCUCCUUGCCUAUCUAUUCUUGGAUAGAACCAGUAAUACUAUUACAGCUUCCCUUGCGGCGCCUAGAUAUGACGACAUAUAUUUUGAGACUAUUAUGAAGGAGAGCUACUGGAUGGCUCCCUGAAUCGAAAAUGGGCAAAAAUGAUUUUCUUCCUUCGACAUUUUGUUUGAUGCCGGAAAAAAGUAAUAAUUAUUAUAAUAAUAGUAAUAAUAUUGAUUUUGAUGCACCAAGUGACCAUAUUCUCUCAACACCUUAGGUAAAGAAGAACUACCUGGAUUAUUUAUUGUUUUAUUUAAUAUAUUUAUUAUAUUAUAUAUUAUUUAUUUAUACAUCUAUUUGUUUUUUUAUAUCCGAUUGAUUUGCAAUGUAUUUAUUUCAUGUCUUUUUUGCAGUUCAGUUUCAGGGUUAUUUGCUGUGUUCGUUUUGUCACUCUAGGCCAAAGCAUAUGUCACUUUUGUAAAUGCUCUUUUUGUUAUACUAUUGUUUAGCUUUUUAAAAUUAUUGUUAUUGCAUGAAAAUAAGGGAAAGGAAUCUAUGCCAACUUCAUGAAAAGCUUUUGAUUUUGCCCAAAUCCUAUAGAUAGCACCUGAGGGCAAUAUGUUUUUCUCUUGGAGCCACCGUAGGACUCUUGAAAGCAAUAAUCACCUAAUGCAUGGUAUUUUAUGAUGAAGUUAUGAAGUAUUACCUACUACUGUAUAACAGUUUAAAAAUCAGGUAUGUUUUACUUCACCUAUAAACAGAAAAAGAUAUUACAGACAUCAGGGAACAUGCCAAUGUAGUGUUAGAGAAACAAAAACUAAAUCCUGUCUUUCCUCUCUUGUUAUGCACCGCCUGCUUCUUAGUGAGUAGAACUAAAGUAGGUUGUAGGCUAGAGCCACUGGGAUCAGCUGCCUGCUAGGACUACGGCCUGUUGUAAGAUAUCCACACCACCUUGAACUGGCGCUAACAAGAUACCUAUCUAUUCUGUACGAGACUUUCCACAAAGGCAAUGCACCAACCCUAGAAACUAGAACAUAGGACAAAGCUCACUGUUAAACACAAGCAGCCCAUUCAUCCCUAUUAUUUAUCCACAGUCAUUGAUAAACCUACAAAUCUGCAAUAAUACAGCAAGGCUACGAGUAAACAUGCUCUUUUUUGAUUGGACUAGGUGUUUUGGAAUAGCACGUGCACACGGUCACAGUCAUAUGUAGUAAACAGGCUACCUCACUACACUUGUGAAUCCAUUUUAAAGUAGGAUUGUUCAACGUACAUGCCCGACUGUGUAUAUUAGAACACCUUCGAUGCACCUAAUGCAUUCUUCAAAUUAUAGAAUCGUGGAAUUCUUCAUCUGGAAUAAAUCCAGUGGACUCAUAGGCAGGCUGGCCUGAACCUUGAUCAACCUGUAGAAGACCCGGUAUAUCUAUAUUAAACGCCAGACAGAGUUGAACAACGGCAUCGUAAUCCUACCAGAUAGGUAAUUUAUCCUAAGUUAGGUAAGCUCUUGCCCUAGCAGGCCAUCUAUGUCCUAUCGCUAGCGAGCCCAGACCUCUGCAGCUCUGAUAAACCUUUGUGCAGACAGCAGAUCUCUCUGGGAGACAGACAAACCCUGGGUCAUCCGCAGGACUUUCCUGCCAAUAUACUGUUGAUAUGGUAUGCUUCUCUCCACACACACACUUGUACCCAAUAUACUGUACCCAAUAUACACUAUUCCCAUAUGUGCUGCUACACACACACACACACACACACACACACACACACACACACACACACACACACACACACACACACACACACACACACACACACACACACACACACACACAAACAAAAACACACACACAUACACGAUUGCCAAAAUACAUAUAGACACAUAUACAGUAUGCUUCUUCCGACACACUCAUUGACACACACACAUGCGUACGCGUACAAAUGCACGCUUGAAACACACACUCCAUCUCCUUCACAUACAGUGCCUACAGACACGAUGACAGCAUUGGGAGAGUGAGACGGGGGUGGACCACCUCCAUGGCCAAUCUUCCAGCAACACGCAACAGAGUAGAAUGUGUGUGUUGAAGUGUUUAAUAUUCAGGUGGGUGACCCCUGCUUUUGACAUAGGGGUGUUGAUAAUCACAGUGCUUCCUCGGGCAUGAGAUUACUGCAUUAGAGAAAAGAGGGUUUGAUUGAUUUCUAAGGUCAUCUGAGGUCACAGGGACUAAAGUAGAGCCUACACUGUUAACAUGGGCCCACUGUGUUGAGUUCAGCUACCAGUACACCUAACACGGUGCCUUCAGAAGAUGAACAUUGCAGCCGUAUCAUUAGAUACCUGUAUGGUUUAUUGGAGAGGUUUAGGUGUGAUAUGUUAUGAAAGUGGUAUGUUUGAGAAUCGUGACAUUCAUUCAGUUGAGAACCAAUAGACAAAGUCAAAUAAUUAUUUUUCAUGACAAAACGUGAUUUCAUGAAACGUCUGCUGGUUUGGUGAUUUUCUUAUGCGUCACAUCUUUCCCCGAUGUGCCUUCAGUAGAUAAUGUUCAUCACGGUUUGUUUAUUGUCUACUAAAGUGUGGUGACAACGCUGAAGGUACAGCAAAGAAGAGGAAUUCUUGGCACAAACACACAUGACCUGAUCUAUUGUAUGCACAGGGUUGGAAGAGCACGUUUCCUCUCUCCUUUUUCUAGCCAUUAAAGUGUGUGUUGAACUGAACCUGUAGUUGGGUCCGUAGAAGCCCAGCUGUUCCUGUGUGUUCCUAUAUUAUGAACACACAGCCAGGAUGACCUAGGUGUUUCAGUGUCUCCUGGAUGAGUUCCCAGUCCGCUUCCUCCAAGCACUUCCAUUCUAAUCAUCUCCACCUAAAAUAAAGUAGCACAAUGAAACUAACUAGAAUUCAGGUAGAGAAGAAAAAAAAACACAACCUUGUACUAGCUUGACCUCUCUUCUUUUUUUGUAUUUCCAAGUUAAAGAAUGACAAUAAACUAAUUAAUCAUUUAUUGCAAGAGGCUUUGUAAAAGAUCCUUUGGAUUGAACCUUUUUACCGCUGUACAGCGAUAUCUUACCUGGCCCCGAUAGCUCUCCGCUGGGGAGAGAGGAGCUCUGGGUUUUUCUGAGCCAGUAUUCAGACAAUGUAAGCACAAUGAACACAAAGCAUUUUGUGGCACUUCAUAAUAAAGAGUAAU
Messenger RNA from Gadus morhua (Atlantic cod), 5014 nucleotides. RefSeq names its product transcriptional repressor scratch 1-like. Gene Ontology annotation, biological process: regulation of DNA-templated transcription. Gene Ontology annotation, molecular function: DNA-binding transcription factor activity, RNA polymerase II-specific; RNA polymerase II cis-regulatory region sequence-specific DNA binding. Bases 681 to 1523 code for a protein of 280 amino acids. NCBI's taxonomy places the organism in Eukaryota, Metazoa, Chordata, Actinopteri, Gadiformes, Gadidae. The transcript has 2 exons. The record is from RefSeq and is a predicted model, not a curated record.